AAAACGAACCGAAGACCUUCCUUGUUCAAUCUUACAACAAUGAGGGUGAACAACUGUUUGGGAAAUUUGAAAAAUAUACGAUGCAUAGCAAUAACGAAUAUCGACUCUUUUUAAAGAGUGUCGAAGCGAAAGGACUGGAACUUAUAUCCGAUGUCAAUGAUGAACCAGCGGUUAUUACCUCUUUCGAAUAUAUACUACCCGGUAAAAAAUAUAAAAUAAAUGCGUCCCAUCUGACAGUGGUCAGAAAGGGAAUUACAUGGUCGCAAAUUGAAGAUAAGGUUAUGGAAAACGAAUCGUUACUGGCAGUAAAGACCUUUCUUCACGAAAUGAUUAAGUCACCUGUGGAAAUCUUUCCAGAACGGAUAAUGUUUAAGAACAAAACUCCGCUCAUGGAGUGGGAUGGGAUCCUCAUUUGCAACAAUAAAGUGUUUUUAAUCGAGGAAAAACAUCAAAUGACAGAUAAACAUGUAGAAAAAAUUAUUAGUCGAUUAAACGAGUUUCCGAAUAUGCUUGAAGCUACGGAUAGUGUGAAAUUCAAAGAUUUGAUUGGAAAACAAUAUAUCGGCAUCGCCUGUGGUUCAUUAUAUCCUGAGAAGUUGAGAAGAAUGUCAUUAGAUAAAGGGCUAAUGGUUGUUUUCCCGAGUGGCAACCGUUACAAAGUAGAGGCUCCUCAUGAACUGAUGUGUGCUAUUAAAGUGUCUACUUGUCAAUUAACGUGA
This is a messenger RNA of Funneliformis geosporum, 719 nucleotides long. NCBI's taxonomy places the organism in Eukaryota, Fungi, Glomeromycota, Glomeromycetes, Glomerales, Glomeraceae. The record is from the annotation of a GenBank genome assembly.